This is a messenger RNA of Mugil cephalus (flathead mullet), 5164 nucleotides long. It is a transcript of the gene tubgcp3, whose product is annotated as tubulin, gamma complex associated protein 3. NCBI's taxonomy places the organism in Eukaryota, Metazoa, Chordata, Actinopteri, Mugiliformes, Mugilidae. The coding region runs from base 124 to 2835 and encodes 903 amino acids. Gene Ontology annotation, cellular component: spindle pole; gamma-tubulin small complex; centrosome. The record is from RefSeq and is a predicted model, not a curated record. Gene Ontology annotation, biological process: mitotic cell cycle; microtubule nucleation; meiotic cell cycle. The transcript has 23 exons. Gene Ontology annotation, molecular function: gamma-tubulin binding; microtubule minus-end binding.
CGCCAGCUUGGCUCAGCUUGUCAAAAUGGCGUCGUUCAGAGUGGCAUACCGGAGUUAGCUCACACCAUUCAGGCGGAUUUAUUCAUUUAUUGGGCGAAACGAGAAGCCUUAGCCGCCUACAGCAUGGCAACUUUGGACCAGAAAUCCCCCAAUGUUCUUCUCCAGAGCCUCUGCUGCAGAAUCACGGGGAAAAGCGAAGCUGAGGUCGCUCACCAAUUCCAGUAUGCGGUUCGAGUUAUCGGCAGCAACUAUGCCCCCACUUUUGAGCGAGACGAGUUCCUGGUGUCUGAGAAGAUCAAGAAAGAGUUACUGAAGCAGAGGCGAGAGGCGGAUGCGGCUCUGUUCUCGGAGCUUCAUAGAAAACUUCAGACCCAAGGCAUUCUGAAGCAUCGCUGGUCCGUCCUCUACCUUCUGCUCAGCCUCUCCGAAGACCCCCGCAAACCGUCCAGCAGGGUUGGAAACUACGGGGCACUGUUUCCCCAAGCUCUCCCCAGGGACGCCCACUCCACCCCUUUCUACUGCACCCGUCCCCAGAGCCUGGCCCUCAGCUACGGGGAGCGGACCGCCGGGCUGUCGGCCAGCGUUGGAACCAGCGGGAUUUCCAGUUUAGGAGUCUACACGCUGAACGGGCCCACGCCGACGCCACAGUCGCUGCUGGCUGGUCAACCCCCUCAGUCGGGGGCCGCUCAGCCUCUGGGCUCACGGUUAGCCUGGACGCUUCCCGUCAGCUCCUCUCCUUCUUCCGCUCUGGCCCCGCCCACCGCCCGGCCUCCCCUGGGUCCUCUGGUUCCCUCCACCAGAGUGGUCCGUCCUCGCCGGGACGGCGACGUAGCCGGCGACGUGCCCGAGGCAGCGCUGGUGCGGGACAUCCUCUACGUCUUCCAGGGAAUUGAUGGCAAGUUCAUCAAGAUGAACGCCCAGGAUAACUGCUACAAGAUAGACAGCAAGGUGGUGCUGUGCAAGUCCCUGAGGGACACCAGCAGCAGACUGGCUGAACUGGGCUGGCUCCACAACAAAGUCAGGAAGUACACAGACGCCAGGAGCCUUGACCGGGCCUUUGGGUUGGUCGGACAGAGCUUCUGUGCCUCGCUCCACCAGGAACUAAAGGAGUACUACAGGCUCCUCUCUGUCCUCCACUCACAGUUGCAGGUGGAGGAUGACCAGGGCGUGACCGUGUGCACAGAGAGCAGCUUGACCCUCAGGAGGCUGCUGGUCUGGAUGUACGACCCCAAAGUUCGCCUCAAAACGCUGGCUGCCCUCGUCGACUUCUGCCAAGGUCGCAAGGGAGGCGAGCUGGCGUCAGCGGUCCACUCUUACGGGAAAACGGGAGACCCGCAGAUGAGAGCGCUGGUUCAACACAUCCUCAGCCUGGUGUCACACCCCAUCCUCAACUUCCUUUACAGGUGGAUAUACGACGGAGAGCUGGAAGACACUUACCAUGAGUUCUUCGUCGCGUCGGAUCCCAACGUGAAGACGGACCGCCUGUGGCACGACAAGUACUCCCUCAGGAAGUCCAUGAUCCCCUCGUUCAUCACCAUGGACCAGGCCCGCAAGGUUCUGCUCAUCGGCAAAUCCAUUAACUUCCUGCAUCAGGUUUGUCACGACAGAACGCCGCCGGGCAAAAUCACUCCAGCGUCCAAAUCCGCAGACACUCCUAAAGAUGCUGCAGAGCUGCUGUCGGACCUGGAGGGGGCCUUUCAGGAGAAAAUUGACGCGGCCUACUUCGACACCAGCAAAUACCUGCUGGACGUCCUCAACCGCAACUACCUGUUGCUGGAGCACCUGCAGGCCAUGAGGAGAUACCUGCUCCUCGGCCAGGGGGACUUCAUCAGACACCUCAUGGACCUGCUAAAGCCGGAGCUGGCUCGCCCCGCCACCACUUUGUACCAGCACAACCUGACUGGUAUCUUGGAGACGGCGGUCAGAGCCACCAACGCGCAGUUCGACAACGCGGAGAUCCUCAAGAGGCUGGAUGUACGCCUGCUGGAGGUGUCUCCUGGUGAUACGGGCUGGGAUGUUUUCAGCCUGGACUACCACGUCGACGGACCCAUCGCGACGGUGUUCACAAGGGAGUGCAUGGGCCACUACCUGCGUGUUUUUAACUUCCUGUGGAGGGCGAAGAGGAUGGAGUACACGCUGACCGACAUCUGGAAAGGGCAGAUGUGUAAUGCGAAGCUGCUCAAAACCAUGCCAGAGCUGUCCGGCGUGCUGCACCAGUGUCACAUCCUGGCCUCCGAGAUGGUCCACUUCAUCCACCAAAUGCAGUACUACAUCACCUUUGAGGUGCUGGAGUGCUCCUGGGACGAGCUGUGGAACAAAGUGCAGCAGGCGCAGGACCUGGACCACAUCAUCGCCGCCCACGACUUCUUCCUGGACACCAUCAUCUCGAGAUGCCUGCUGGACAAUAACAGCAGGUCUCUUCUGAACCAGCUGAGGGCCAUAUUCGACCAGAUCAUCGAGUUUCAGAGCGCCCAGGACUCCCUCUACCGCUCGGCUCUGGAGGAGCUCACCCUCCGGCUGCAGUAUGAGGAGAAGAUUCAGCAGAGGGCGGAGGAGGGUCAGUGGGGAGUGACGGCCGAACAGGAAGCAGAGGAGAAGAAGAGGGUUCAGGAGUUCCAGGAAACCAUACCAAAGAUGCGCUCCCAGCUCCGCAUCCUCACGCACUUCUACCAGAGCAUCGUCCAGCAGUUCCUGGUGUUGCUGAUGACCAGUCCGGACGAGAGUCUGCGCUUCCUCAGCUUCAGGCUGGACUUCAACGAGCACUACAGGGCCAGAGAGCCGCGACUGCGAGCCUCGCUGGGCGCCACCCGGGGGCGCCGACCCUCGAACAUCUGACGCGACGACGGCGACGACUGACAAAACAGCCCGAGGCUGAGGUGUGACACCACCGAGAACGGGGCCGAGUAGCGGACUUUUUAAGCAUGCCGACUGUGAUGUCACGCCUCGGAGGAGCGACCCUCCGCCGGUGUCGCGGCGUCUGCGGUCGCCGAGCAACGCGGCGGGGUCGCAAAAGGAGUAAAGUUUAGUACAUUUCAGAGCUUGGGAACGAGCGCUCAAGAGGUAACGAACGCUGCUGCCGCCCGACUGAGCUCCCCCCGAGUCACACACGGCCACCUCACAUGGCAUGCCUUAUUAAACGAGGGAAAAAAAAAAAAAAAAAGACAUCUUUUUCUCUCAGCGUGGUUGCCAAAUCUAGCCCCAACACACCGAGUAUAUGUACAUAGAGUUUAUGCAAAAGUGUAUGUCCGUGUAAAUGCAACUUCAGCACCUGUGGCUUUUCCAUCUUCUCGCUAGGGUUUCGACCGAUAUUCGUCCGAUAUUGAUAUUUUUUCACGUUUCUAUUCGUAGCAGUUACUAAAAUUAUUUUUAUUCAACGAGAGAGUGUUUCUGCUGGAUUUUCCGUUCUUAUUAAAGUGGGAGGAAUACAAUCUGAAAACUGUAUGUGCUCAUGUUUAAUAUUUAUGAUCAGUAUCGGCUGCGCGGAUAUCGGUCUAAACCUAGUCUUCACCUCUCCUACUUAAAAUCCAGGGUUUUUUAGAGUCAGGUCAGCUUGAUCACAAUCUUAUAUUUGAAGUUAAAUACAAAAAAAAGCUGUUCAGUUUCCUUCUUUCCUCACGCCUAACAUUAACAUAACAACAUUUUUAACCAAACGUAGCUGUUGGUCGUCGAAAUCUGACCUCCGAGCAGAAAGACCGCUCCCUAAGUGAGAAUUAACCGAUGUAAAGAAUGUCAUGAAGGGUUAGUGUUUACGUGCGGGCUCCCCCUCUACUUCCCUCCCCACCUUACAGAUUGUACUUUCAUGGCUGUGUGAGAUAUGGAUCAUGUUCAAGACACAACAACCACAACAACCUCACUUCUUCUUCUUCUUCUUCUUCUUCUUCUUCUUGUCACUGCAUAAACCACAGGAACUAUAAGUGCUCAGAGUUUCUUUUAAAAUGAAGUGUAAAUAGUCCGUGUUUAAAUAAUCUUUUGUUACGAAAGUUAACGUGGGCGGUUUAUUUUCUGAAUCGAGUCUAUUCAGACAUUAUAGUGAAGGAAACGAGGAUGUUGCGAGCGUGUGCGUGCGAGACGGUGUUCGAUCUAAGAAGGCGUCAUUUCAAAGAGGAUAUAGGUGCUUUUAAGCAGAAGUCUGUACGACAGUUACGCUUCUUUGCUUUAACCACCAGAGACUAACAAAAGUAAUAGACAUUUAAGUUUAUUUAAUCCAGUUUUGACUCUAAAGUGAAACUUUAACAUCUUUUAAGCUUAAACAUGAACUAGUCUUACAUGUAUGGAGCCCCCAAACUGCCAAAAAUAAAAAAUAAAUUAAUAUGUCAUUAGAUGCACCAUAAAUAAUUAUUUAAAAAAAAAAAACAGUAAAAUAAUAAAACUAUAAAAUGACAUAAAUUAAUAUUUCUUGUUAAUUUUGCUUUUGUAUUUAUUUAUAUUAGUUUAACUAUUUUAAAUCCUCCCGCGUUUGCGUCGCAAACAUUGAAAUGAGGGAAGUGAAUGAAUGAAUGUGAAAAGACAGAAAUAAAUAAGACAUAUUACUUUUGCUCCGUUUAACAGCGUAUUAACUCAUUAAAUACUUCAAUAUUUUUUUAUUAUGGUAGUUUUGGUUAAUAUAAAUGUGUUCCUGUUGUAGUUUACAUCAAAAGGCUCAGAUAUUUAUCGCGAUUAAAAGACAAACUGGAGUAUUUUUAAUCGUCAAGACACACAAUCAUUCAUGAAUGUUGAUCUCAACCUGUAGAACUUAUGAUCCCUAAAAAAAUAAUUACAAUAAAAAUAAAAUUUCAGUUUGGAUUUUCUCCUGCCGAUUAAUAGGCUAUGUUUCAGUUUCAAAUUGUCCCUCUUGUGGAGCAGUUCAGGAACAGGCAUCUUCCAGCGUCAGCCCUCGAGUCUCUGUUCACAGACUGAUAUCUAUCUGCCUAAAUGUGUGUGCAGUGAUUUGUUUGUUGACUUUGAUUUUGGUCGUCAGUCAAACAAAUGGGUGCUGUAUAUGGUCCGUCGACCACAUAACUGCUUUUUGACAAUGAACUCCUUCAAAUACAUGUGUAUAUUAUAUAAAAAAAAAAAAAGCAAACAGAAUCUGUGUCAGCACUGUUUAUGUCUGUAUAGCACAUGAUAAAAGGGAUUCAAACGGUCCCGCUUCUUCUUUAAUAAAAUGCUUUUCUUUUUUUAUUUA